UGUUCAGUGCUGAUUUGAGCUGCGCGCGUACUACUGCGGUGUGCGCGGACAGGUUGCUCUUGACGUCUGCGUUUCCCUCUCUUUAUCUCUCUCUCCAUCACGUCUCUAUCAACUACGACCUUUCAAAAAGAAGGAAGUAUCCCAUAGACCGCUUUACUACUGUAAUGGAUGAAUAACGCGCGAAUGAGAUGGACGCGUGAUGGGAAGAAUGGCAUCGCUGUUUCUCGCGCUCCUCGCGCUCCAGGCCAGUCUCGCCUCAGCGGCGGAUCGAAAAUUCGGCUGCCUAUUCGAGGAUGGUCUGUGUAUGAACUAUGAAGUCUGUCUUAAUGAUGGCAUGUUUGGCCGCUGUGAGGCUGCUCCGCUAACAGACGUCUACACGUAUGACGUCUCGCCAGCGACGGUACAGAGAUUCCGAACGCUGCUUCAGAAACUGGCACACAGAGGGUUGGCGUGGGAAGAUGACAUCACACAGCAGGUUUUAUCUAAUGAGUUCUCCAAACUACGCAAGAUUUCCCUCCCAUUAGCAGAUUUCAGGCCACAGGCUUAUGGUACUUCUGCUGGAGACAGAAGAAUGAAAUCGUCAGAGGUGGAGCUCAGAAAGACACUGAGAUACCUGCAGCACCUGGGGCUUCUACCAAGAAAAUCAAGCAAGGAGGCGGGGCUUCAGUAUUUUCGCUCAGGAGAACCACGCCCUGAAUCUGACUCCACCUCUCCUGACUCCGCCCCUCCUGAGUUCAUUCCAGAAUCACCAUAUCAGUCAAAAUCAUACCCUGACCUCAACAGAUACCAGAGCGACGUGGCACAAACUCCUCGGCAGGAAGAUGGUUUAGACCUGCUCACGGUCGCUCUCCGGAAGUAUCUUACCCAGAACAAACCAGCUCAGCCCGGUCUAGGGGAAAAACCCAGAGUAGACCAGCUCUUCCUUAAAGAUGGCUCUAGAAAGCCCUCUGCAAGUGACUCAAUCACACCUGUGGAUGAGUCAUUCAUCUGGAAAGUUCUGCAGAAUGUGGGCAAGCACAGUGUGGAUGUGAAGAGUCUAAAGGCAGCAGAUUUGGAUAAGCUUGCCGUUCUUAUCGCGGACGCUCUGCAGGUGGUGGAAAAGCAGACAGGACAAGGAGAGAUGCCUAGAGAUCUGGAGACACAGCAGAAUCCCGAAGACCUGCAAUACGACGAUCAGAUAGAGGAACAUUCGGUGGAUCAGAUCCCUGAAGACAGUGCUCAGGAACAGAUGGAAGUGGAUGAGGAAAAUUCAUCUGUCACUCAAAGGACUCUCCAAACCAUUCCACCUGUGACAGAAGGACAAAUAGUAGAAGAGGAAAAAAGAAACAUGGAUAACAAGGAAGUUGGAUUCUUAGGAAAGCUCCUGGAAUACCUGGAUAAAACCUCAGAACCCGAGCCUGUUGCUAAGGGGAAUGGUGUGUCUGUGGAAACCGUGCGUAGCCGAACGACGCACCGGGAUGUGGGAAUGCAGAAAAAGGCAAUAGAACAGGUAGAGGAGGUAGAGGGCUGGGUGCAGGCGGCAGCUAUAGCGCCCUCCUCUGGUGUGGAGACAAACCCUGCACCGCGUCGCAAGAACAUGAAAGUACAAGAUCUUCAGCUCGAUGUCCAGACCAAUACCAAGAAUGACAUCUAUGGAUACAUUAUAACGGAUACAGAGAAUCUUUCCACCGAUAAGGGUUUGGAUCUGAUGCAGUUGGUGGCUCGUAAAGCGAAGAUUCAGAUGACAGAUUUCUCAGAACUCUCUGUAAUCACUCCAGCUGUGACAUUUCAAGUCCGUCCAAACGCUCAGAACAUCACUACAGCUGAUGUUGCUAAUGUAGCAGUUCGUCAGAAGAACGAGCUGGAAAAAGAAGCAAAAAUCAAGAUUGUGGAGGCUGGAGUAACUGAUAGGAGUAAACUGAAUCAAAUUCCAACUAAGUACAAUCGCUCAGAAUCACUCAAGUUUCUCAUUCUGACGGUCAUUUCCAUCGUGUGCAUUAUCGGAGUGCUGCUGGCAUCCAGCGUCAUCUACUGUAUGCGUCACCGCUCUCAUCACAAACUCAAAGAGAAGCUCACCAACCUCACCUCUGACCCAGCAACUGAUGCCACUGCUACUUACCAGGAGCUGUGUAGGCAGCGAAUGGCAGUUAAGCCUCCUGUAGAGAAGCCGGAUCCUAUUCACUCUUCUCGAAUAAACAGUGUCUCAUCCCAGUUGAGUGAUGGGCCAAUGCCGAGUCCUUCUGCACGUACUAGCACCUCCUCCUGGAGCGAAGAGCCCGUCCACUCCAACAUGGACAUAUCGACUGGACACAUGAUACUGGCAUAUAUGGAGGACCACCUGAAAAAUAAGAAUCGUUUGGAGUCCGAGUGGGAGGCUCUCUGUGCGUAUCAGGCCGAGCCGAAUGCCACCACCGUCGGCCAGAGAGACGGCAAUGUCAAGAAGAAUCGCACCAGCACAGUCAUAGCCUAUGAUCACUGCAGAAUAACUCUGAAGGCAGAGAACAAUCAAGGCAACUCGGACUACAUUAACGCCACUCCAAUCAUGGAUCACGAUCCUCGUAACCCAGCGUACAUCGCCACUCAGGGUCCCUUGCCCUCCACUGUCGCUGACUUCUGGCAGAUGGUCUGGGAGAGCGGGUGUGUGGUGAUCGUCAUGUUGACUCCUCUAUCCGAAAACGGUGUGAAACAGUGUUACCACUACUGGCCUGACGAAGGCUCUAAUCUGUACCACAUUUAUGAGGUGAAUCUGGUUUCAGAGCAUGUGUGGUGUGAGGACUUCUUGGUUCGGAGCUUUUACCUUAAGAACAUGCAAACAAACGAAACUCGUACGGUAACGCAGUUCCACUAUCACACCUGGCUGAACGACCAAACACCCGAAACCAGCCAAACCCUCCUUGACUUCCGCAGGAAAGUAAACAAAUGCUACCGUGGAAGAUCCUGUCCUGUCAUAGUUCAUUGCAGUGACGGUGCUGGGCGAACUGGGACGUAUAUUUUGAUUGACAUGGUGUUAAAUAAAAUGGCCAAAGGUGCAAAGGAGAUUGAUAUUGCUGCUACACUGGAACACCUGAGAGACCAGAGACCUGGCAUGGUCCAGACCAAGGAGCAGUUUCAGUUUGCGCUGACCACCGUAGCUGAGGAAGUGAAUGCUAUUCUCAAAGUCCUGCCACAGUGAUACUUCCUUCAUUCCUCCUUUUCAUUCUAUCACUCUAUUUCUCUCUCUCUCUCUUGUAUAAACUCUGAUCUUGUUCCUCAGAAAGAUAUAUAUGUCCUAUAGAAACUAUUUUGUGUGUAAAAUGACUGGACUCUAUUCAUUAAUUAUUAGAAACUGUGUUGUUUUAGUUGUGUGUGAAUAUGAAGAACACGUUUCAUUCAUUAUGCUUUGAUUUAAAUUAUUAUCUCAUCGUUGCUGUUACUAUUGCAUAUUACAGAAAAAAUACAGCUAAGGCCACAUCUGUUCUACAGUAAAUACAGUAGUUCAUUGGAUUUGAAUAAAUCUGUAUGUAUACAUACUUUAAGAUUUAGCACUGUGUUGUACGGGAUACGUGUGCCUACUGCAGUUCAUUAGAGAUUCAUAAAAGCAAAAAUGUCCUGCAUGUGAGAUCAUUUAUUCGGAAAACAGACUUGAUGGAAUUACCAAGCCAAGGAAACCUUCAUUAAAUCAUGAAUUUCAACUUUUACCAGAAGACAACCUGUGUACGGAUAGCAAACAGACAUGCAUGCAAGAUUUGUGCAGUUGUGCCUGAUGACCUUACAGCAAACUCAUCCACAGAAAAAUGAAAAAAAAAAGACUUGUUACUCUCUGAAUUAAAACUAAUUAAAGAUGCAGUAUCUGAUAUAAUGAA
This is a messenger RNA of Paramisgurnus dabryanus, 3821 nucleotides long. RefSeq names its product solute carrier organic anion transporter family member 5A1b (gene slco5a1b). NCBI's taxonomy places the organism in Eukaryota, Metazoa, Chordata, Actinopteri, Cypriniformes, Cobitidae. The record is from RefSeq and is a predicted model, not a curated record. Gene Ontology annotation, cellular component: synapse; secretory granule. Gene Ontology annotation, biological process: insulin secretion involved in cellular response to glucose stimulus; protein dephosphorylation; regulation of secretion. Gene Ontology annotation, molecular function: protein tyrosine phosphatase activity.